AUGCUUCUUGCGAACAAUAGAGCAGUGAUGAUCGUGACAAAUCCACAUCACAGUAAGCAACUCUGCUCACGUUUUAUGGCCACCCGACCGAUUUCCGAAGACGAUGCUGAAAUGAAGAAGGCGCUGGCUACGGGAGGAGUCAAGGAAGCAAAAGGGUCCCCCAUACCACCUAUCCUCUGCUACUGCGUAGCCUCGAUUAUGAUGACCUUGGUCAACAAGUUCGUCGUUUCCGGUGCCCAGUUUUCGAUGAACUUCCUUCUUCUAUGCAUACAAUCGAUUGUCUGCGUAAGCUGCGUCAUGGUCCUCAAGAAGAUGGGGAUCAUCUCGUUUCGCACAUUCGAUAUGCAAGACGCCAAGGCAUGGCUCCCAGUCAGCUCGCUGCUUGUUGCUGUGAUAUACACGGGCUCCAAAAGUUUGCAAUAUUUGUCGAUUCCCGUCUACACAAUCUUCAAGAAUUUGACGAUCAUUCUCAUUGCCUACGGCGAAGUAAUCUGGUUCGGCGGUCGUGUGACCCGACUCACAUUCAUAUCAUUCAUUUUCAUGGUUUUGUCUUCUGUGAUUGCGACCUGGGCAGAUAUGGCCGACUCGCUCGAUGAAACUGUGACCAUCCCCACUGCCGCAUCUCUUUCUGCGGUCAAGCAGGUUGUGAGCAGCCUCAACAUAGGCUAUUUUUGGAUGCUCUCCAACUGUUUGGUGAGCGCAGGAUAUGUAGCACAGGUUCUCGCCAUGCGGGAUCGGAUUAAAGCCACAGGGUUUUCCGAUUGGGAUUCCAUGCGAUAUAACAAUCUACUCUCCAUUCCAGUCCUUGCGGUAGCGUCUUUCCUUGUCGAAGACUGGGGCUCUCAAAAUCUAGCUCGCAAUUUCCCUGUGGAAACGCGUCAGGUUCUUCUCGGCGCGAUCGUUUUUUCCGGUGCUGCUGCGGUCGGCAUCUCCUUCACGACUGCAUGGUGCGUUAGAACGACCAGCAGUACUACUUACAGCAUGGUCGGGGCAUUGAAUAAGUUACCCGUUGCAGCGUCAGGCUUGAUUUUCUUUGGAGAUCCAGUAACAUUUGGGUCAGUGUCUGCGAUUGCUGUCGGCUCCCUGGCAGGAAUGUUGUAUGCAGUCGCAAAAAACAACCAGAAGGGCGCGCAAACAAGAGCGCAGACCGAGACAAUCAUACCAUUGGUGGCAAAAAAGUAG
Mycena citricolor is the source of this 1182-nucleotide messenger RNA. Lineage: Eukaryota; Fungi; Basidiomycota; Agaricomycetes; Agaricales; Mycenaceae. The record is from the annotation of a GenBank genome assembly.